This is a messenger RNA of Bombina bombina (fire-bellied toad), 4889 nucleotides long. RefSeq names its product pleckstrin homology, MyTH4 and FERM domain containing H2 (gene PLEKHH2). The record is from RefSeq and is a predicted model, not a curated record. Gene Ontology annotation, molecular function: actin binding. The transcript has 30 exons. Gene Ontology annotation, biological process: negative regulation of actin filament depolymerization. Lineage: Eukaryota; Metazoa; Chordata; Amphibia; Anura; Bombinatoridae. Bases 137 to 4567 code for a protein of 1476 amino acids. Gene Ontology annotation, cellular component: cytoskeleton; cytoplasm.
CCUUGCAGUGCAAGCUGCUCACUCCGAGUACUAAAUACAUCAUUGUUGAGCUGUAAAAUUAAACAUUGAGAGGCAGUAAAGCUGGAAAAUCUCGAGUAGCUGCAGGAGGACGCUACAGAAGUGAAGUUUGCUAGUCAUGGCAGAUCUGUGUGAAUCUGAAGGAGACAUAGACUGGGAAGAGAGAUGUAUGACGCUGGAAUCUCAGCUAAUCAAAUUCCGCAUCCAAGCAAACAGGAUCAGGGAGCUAUUAGCAGAAAAGAUGCAGCAGCUGGAAAGACAAGUAAUUGAUGCUAACCGCCGGGCAGAGAAGGCGUUUGAGCAGGUUCAAAUCAUGGAAGAAAAAUUAAAAGAAACCAAUAUACAAACCAGUGAAUCAGAAACUCUUUGGUAUAAGAAAAGCAAAGACUUAGAGAUAUUAGUGCAAGAGAAAGAUGACAUUAUUCAGUGCUUGGAACAGGAACUCGAGGAACAGAAACAACUACGGAUCCAAGAGGCAAAGAUGAUAGAAGACAAAGCUUCCAAAAUUAAAGACUGGGUUACAGGAAAGCUGAGAGAGUUGGAAAUAGAGAAUCAAAACCUUCGCCUACUCAAUAAAAGUUACAGUGAAGAGAUAGCUUCUUUACAGUCCAAGAUACAAGAAGCCAAAAGUAAGAAACCUUCUAAUUGCUCCUCACAAAAGUCUGCAGAAGGGCAGCGUCUGAGCAGUCUGACAUUUGGAUGCUUUCAAAACAGAGCGAAAAGUCCACAAAUAGAACAAAUUGAACCUAAACAAGAGGAAAACAGCAAGCCAUCCAAUGAAACAGCUGAUCUAAAUGGUGAACUUCACAUGAAAGAGAAGAUGAUUAGCGGCAAGUGGCAGGAUUGCUUCACUACGCCGGCCUCCAUACUCCAAAAUAUCAAUCUUAUGGAAACAUCAAGAAAAGGAAGGCUGAACACAGAUAUCCCCAGCAUUACUGUUAGCGAAUGGAGCUCAGAUGAGGAAGCAAAAAACAUUCAAGCCAAUACCAGGUGUGUAUCUACACUAUCAAGUCAAACUUCAGAAGAAGACAACCAAGCCAGUCAAAUGGGAAGUGAAAUGUAUCUCACAGCUUCGGAGGACAGCAACUCUACCUAUGAAGAUGAAACUUUAGAAUUAAGAAUCUCUGACCAAAUAGGAGCAUGUUCCUUAAAGAAACAAUUUCCAAAGGUUGCACAAAACAUCUAUGGUGGCAAAAAAUAUUUUACAUUUUCUAAUCAAAGACUAAAACUGGACAAUUCUUGUGAUUAUUCUAGACUUCGGUCCCAAGGACAGACCAUCUCAUUCUGUACUAAUGAAACAAGUUGCAACAGCACAGAGAGAACAUCUGUAUUUUCAUCAAAAAAUGUAAAUGGUAUUCCAACAACUGGAGCACAGUGCACAACCUCAAAAGAUCUAGCAUCCAACCUACCAUCUCCUAAACAACAGAUACCCAAUAUCUUAAACUUAAAUACAGCUUUGGCCAAGAAGCACCUAAGUCAACCUCAGAUGAGCUCUGAUAGAAUGUUUGGUAGAAACAGAAAUGCUAUAAGUAUGGUAAAGCCCUAUAGACCUCAGGAAACGGACAUUGAUCUGAUUGAUGAACAGAGUUUAAGUUAUUUGCAGAAAAUGGAUACUGGAUGUGAUGAGCGGUUAUCUGACAUAAGAGACCAUCAUAAUACUGUGGAUGAAAAAACUUCCCAAGACAAGGCCACUUGUGGAAAACCUCCCACACCUCCACUUCAUCGAUUUCCUUCUUGGGAGAAUCGAAUAUAUUCAAUUGCAAAAUCAGGUUUGAGAAUGUCAGAAGUCAUUGUGAAUUCAAGUAAUGCAGGUAACGUUUUAACACCAACUUCAACAUCACUGAUCUACACAUCUCUCAUAUACAAGAAUAUAACCUCACCGGUCUACUCUACUUUAAAAGGAAAAGCUACCCAGAUCAGUACCAGUCCUUUAGAGGAUUCCUCAGGAUCUGAGGAAGAAGGUGGCUCGCGUGCAAGUUCUAGGACGUCAGAAUCUGACUACCGUAAUCAGAGUGAUGCAGGAAGUCCCCGUGCACUAAAGAGAGGCAUAUCUUUCUCUUCCAUGACUUCAGAUAGUGAUUAUGCAAUUCCUCCUGAUGCAUAUUCAAUGGACAGUGAAUUCUCAGAACCAGAACAGAAGCUUCCAAAAACCUGUUCUUCAUCAAGUGACUGUGGGAAAAAUGAACUACUUGAAAAAUCUGGAUAUUUGCUAAAAAUGGGAGGCAAGAUAAAAACCUGGAAAAGACGUUGGUUUGUGCUAAAAGCUGGUGAACUUCUGUAUUACAAGUCUCCUAGUGAUGUAAUCAGAAAACCUCAAGGACAAAUUGAAUUAAAUUCAUCGAGCCUUAUAAUUAAAGGUGAUGGAAAGCAAACAAUUCAGCUGGUCACAGAGAAGCGCUCUUAUUAUCUGACUGCGGAUUCCCCCAAUAUUCUGGAUGAGUGGGUCAGAAUUUUACAGAAUGUUCUUCGUAUACAAGCCACUAGCGCUCUCUUUGCGCAACCAGAUGUUAAGCCAACAAUGAAAGGUUUAUUAACAAAGGUUAAACAUGGAUAUUCUAAGAGAGUUUGGUGUACACUUAUUGGAAAAACGCUGUAUUAUUUUCGCAGUCAAGAGGAAAAAUUUCCUUUGGGACAAAUCAAGCUCUGGGAAGCUAAAGUGGAGGAAGUAGACCGGUCAUGUGACUCUGAUGAAGACUACGAGACAAGCGGUCGAAGUCUUCUAUCCACACAUUAUACCAUUGUCAUCCACCCUAAGGAGCAAGAUCCUACCUACCUCCUCAUUGGGUCUAAACAUGAGAAGGACACGUGGCAUUAUCACUUAACUGUGGCUGCUGGUAUCACAAGUGUAAAUGUGGGAACGGAGUUUGAGCAGCUGGUUUGCAAAUUGUUGACCUUAGAUGGAGACCUGUGUACACAGAUUUGGAGGCAUCCUGCUCUCUGUCAUAGUAAAGAGGCGAUAAAUUCACCCCUUACAACAUUACCAUCAGAAGCAUUGCAAACAGAAGCAAUUAAACUAUUUAAGACUUGCCAUUUAUUUCUUAAUGCUGCAGUUGAUUCACCUGCUAUUGAUUAUCAUGUAUCCCUGGCUCAGAGUGCAUUACAAGUGUGCCUCACUCAUACUGAACUGCAGAAUGAGAUCUACUGUCAGCUUAUCAAACAGACAAAACACCGGCAGCCACAGAACCAGCAAAGUCCCAUCCAGGGUUGGCAGCUUUUAGCACUUUGUGUGGGACUUUUCCUACCCCAGUAUCCCUACGUAUGGCUUCUAAAGCUCUACCUGAAGAAGAAUGCAGAUAUCAGGACUGAAAAUGGAAAAUAUGCCAUAUACUGUCAGCGAUGUGUAGAGAGAACACAGCAGAAUGGAGACCGUGAGGCAAAACCUUCCAGAAUGGAAAUCCUAUCAAUUCUUCUAAGAAAUCCUUAUCAUCACUCCUUGCCAUUCAGCAUCCCAGUACAUUUUAUGAAUGGCACUUAUCAGGUUGUUGGAUUUGAUGCAUCAACAACAGUUGAAGAAUUUCUUUGUACACUAAAUCAAGACAUUGGGAUGAGGAAACCAGAACAGUCGGGAUUUGCCCUCUUUACUGAUGAUCCUUCUGGGAAGGACUUAGAGUAUUGCCUUCAAGGGAACAUUAAAAUCUGUGACAUAAUUUCAAAAUGGGAGCAGGCAUCCAAGGAACAGCAGCCUGGGAAAUGUGACGGUACCAGGACUGUACGACUUACUUACAAGAACAGACUGAGUUUUGCCAUGCAGGUGCGUGGAGAGACCGAGCGAGAAAAAUUGCUCUUAAUGUACCAGACAAAUGAUAAAAUUGUUAAUGGCAUUUUUCCAGUAAAUAAGGAGCUGGCGAUGGAAUUGGCUGCCCUUUUAGCCCAGGUAGAAAGUGGAGACUUUGAACGACCAUUCUCAUCUACAGCAGGGCAAGUAAAGUCAAGCCAAAUAAUAAAACAGGCCUUGGAGAAAUUUUAUCCAAAGCGAUACAGGGAAGACUGUUCUGAAGAGCAACUAAGACAACUUAAUCAACGUUUGGCAACAAGGUGGAUAGCCUUGAGAGGUCACAAUUCUUCAGACUGUGUGCGAAUUUAUCUCACUGUGGCAAGAAAGUGGGCCUAUUUUGGAGCAACUCUGUUUGCAGCAAAACCUAUGAGUCCUACGCCGAUUGAACAUUCCCUUGUAUGGCUUGCCGUACACGAAGACGGAAUAAGUGUUCUAGAAUACAGCACUAUGAGGCUGCUAUUCACAUACAUACACAGGAGUUUAAUGACCUUUGGAGGCUGCCGGGAUGACUUUAUGCUGGUAGUUAACAACACUCAAACAAAAGAGAAACCAAAUGAAAAACUUCUGUUUGCCAUGGGGAAACCAAAGAUACUGGAAAUAACUAUGCUGAUGGCUAGUUAUAUUAACGCAGCACAACAGCAAAAAAAAACUGCCCAUCAUCUCUCUGCCCCGGCACUUCUGACCACUCCAGAGGAGGAAUCAAAGACAACACAAAUCAGCAGUCAGACCCUCUUGCCAGGCAUCAGACCGACUAAAGGGCCAACCCUGUUGUAGGCACAAAAGAUUGUGUUUAAUUAUUUCAUAAGGACAUUUAGCGCCAAGACCAAUUAAUAUUAUAUCAAUAUAACUCUUAUGAUGUGCUUUUCAAGUUAUAUAUAAGGUUGUGAAAUUACCAUAACUGGAACUUUCAAUACAUCAGCUAGAUGGGCACGCCAAUUCUUUUUCAUAGUUCUAUAACAGUUUAUCGUGAAACACAUGGAUAUUCUGUUCCAUUAUGCCAUACAAAAUCAGUUCAUUUUAAUCAUAUAAAUGAAUGUUAUUAUUGUCGAACGAAAACAUAGUGUAUGGUGUUUUAUAAAAAAAACAUGUUAAGAAA